This is a messenger RNA of Nerophis ophidion (straightnose pipefish), 3063 nucleotides long. RefSeq names its product zinc finger protein 36, C3H type-like 1a (gene zfp36l1a). The record is from RefSeq and is a predicted model, not a curated record. Gene Ontology annotation, molecular function: metal ion binding; mRNA binding. NCBI's taxonomy places the organism in Eukaryota, Metazoa, Chordata, Actinopteri, Syngnathiformes, Syngnathidae. Bases 169 to 1245 code for a protein of 358 amino acids. The transcript is spliced from 2 exons.
GGCAAAUGUCGGGGCGGGCCAGCGGCACUGGGGAGUUGAAGGACCCGUAAAACACGCACUGCCGCACGGCCUCAACUUCCAAACAACCCGCCGGUUUGGUUGUUGUUGUUUUUUUUGUUUUUUUCCCCCUUCUGCCCGGAACAACUUUUUUUUUUUUUUUGCCCAAUCAUGAGCACGGCUGUGGUGUCGCCUUUUUUCGACUUUGAAGCGAUGAACAAGAACAACAAGCUGCUCGGCUUCAACAACAACCCCAUGACGGUCCCCAACGUGGCCAUGCCCAGCCCCGCCGGAGCCCUGCUGGACAGGAAGGCGGUGGGCUCCCCCUCGGUGGGAGGCGUGUACCAGCGGCGACACUCGGUCAGCAGCGGCACCAAGUUCAGCCAGAACCAGUUCCUCAACAGUCUGAAGGCGGCCGAGCACUCGUUGCUGAUCUCCGGGGCGAACAAGGAGAACCGCCUGCGGGACCGCUCCUUCUCCGAGACGGGCGAGCGGCUCCUCAACAAGUGCCUGGGCCCGGCCAGCCCCACGGGCAGCCAAGUGAACUCUAGCCGCUACAAGACGGAGCUGUGCCGGCCCUUCGAGGAGAACGGCGCCUGCAAAUACGGCGACAAGUGUCAGUUCGCCCACGGCAUCCACGAACUGCGCAGCCUGAGCCGCCACCCCAAGUACAAAACGGAGCUGUGCCGCACCUUCCACACCAUCGGGUUCUGCCCGUACGGCCCCCGCUGCCACUUCAUCCACAACGCCGAGGAGCGCCGCGGACCCCCGCUCAAGUCCUCAAUCUCCUCCUCCUCCACCGGCGAGAUGGAGCGUCCCCGGCUGCAGCACAGCUACAGCUUCGCCGGCUUCUCCAGCUCGGCGGCGCUCCGAGACAGCCCCACGUCCGUCACCCCGCCGCCCAUGUUCUUCCCCGACGAGGUCUCCGACUGGCCCAGCAGUAACCCCUUCACCUACUCCAGCCAGGAGCUGGCCAACCUGUUCGGGCCCAGCUUGAGCAGCAACCCCACGGGCCCGGACCCCGGACACCCCACCCCCCCUUCCCCGACCGGCACGCCGUACUACUUCAGACCCAUGUUGGAGUCCCCUCAGAUGUUCGAGUCCCCGUCCAGCCCUCCCGAUUCCCUCUCGGACCAGGAGGGCUACCAGAGCAGCUCCGGGGGCAGCCUGAGCGGCUCCGAGUCGCCCACGCUCGACACCACCCGCCGCCUGCCCAUCUUCAGCCGCCUUUCCAUCUCCGACGACUAGACUCUUUAUCUUAUUUUGUUGGUUUUUUUUCGUUUCUUUUUUCGACACGAGGAGAACGGCGGCGCACCCCCCCCCCCUUUCUACCUCUCGCCUGAGGACGUAGCGAGUAGAGGGAAGCGUCAGCUAAUCAUUUCAUCCCCGCUAAUCUGCACACUGUUUUAUUUUGUUGACGAGUAGCCUGCCACGUGUCAUAGUGCCAAAAACCACACCAAGAGAAAAACGGACAAAAAAAAAAAAAAUCACGACAAAUUACUUCUUUUUUUUUUUUUUUUGCAAAGUGCGCCUGUUUUUUUCCUGGGGGUUAUUUUUUUUUUUCCGUUUGUUUGUCAUUUUUGCUUUCGAACGUGCGACGGCAGCACAAGUGGCCUUAGAAAAGAGACGAGGCCCCGCCCCCCAACUUCCUGGAGGGAGUGGAGGCUCACAAACGACAACAAAAAAGAAAAGUUAUGAAUAGUUUUUUAAAGUCACUUCAGAAAAAAAAAAAGUCAUUAAAAAGUGCCUGGGGGGGGGAAGGCCAGGGGGGAGUUUUUGGGUGAAUGGACUGUUUGUUUCCCCCGCCGCCCCCCCACCCCCACCCCACACCCGCCACCCCAGUGUCUUAUGUAAUUGUGAUCAGGGUGAGUCUGCAGGAAGGACUUUGAACUGGAAGUUGCCCCCUCCCCUCCCCCCCAUCUCUUUCAUCCUGUUGCUGGUCACUGGCUCGUUAUUAUCUUUUCGGGAACUUACCUUUUAAGUGGCCCCGCCCCCUUUUUCACCCCAUCCUCACCUGUGACUUGACAAGAUUGGAUCUCCAAGCUAUUUUUUUUCGUGCCUCCCACUGCUUUUUUUUUUGUUUUUUGUUUUGCUCUCUUCAUUUGAUAAUUAUUUUUUAUUAAUGUUAUUACGGUUAUUGUUGUUUAAAGAACUUUCCAGACCGAAGGUUUUUUUUUUUUUUUUUUUUGCUUGUCACUGCUUAUUUAACUUAUCAGAACAUAUUUAUUGGUGAUCAUAUGCAUUUUUUUGUUUAAUUUUUUUGUAUUUAUCUGGAUAAUGAACAAUAGAAUAUAUUUUCUUUUAUGUUAAAUUAUGAUCUUCCAUAUUAAUCUAAAGAUUGUGAAGACAUUUUGUCAGUUUUUCCUUUUUUUUUUCGUUUUCACCACAGUUUAAUAUAUUGUACUUAACUUUCUGCAACUACUUUUUUUUUUUUUUUUGUCAAAAUUAAUUUAAAGCGAUAAACUGCGACAAAAAAAACCCUUUUUUUUGGAUUAUUUAUUUCACUUCUUGGUUCGUACUCCCUCGUAACUGCAAUUACACGCGCCUCCCAUCUUCCCAAUGAGAGCGUAACAGUAGCUAGCUGUUAUCGACAACAUAUUCCAGGACUUUACCGCUUCUAGCUGGACGGUAGAAGUAACUUGGAUGCUUUUAAGAACUUUUUUUUUUGUUGUUCUACCCGGUUUGCUGUGACCAAAUGGAGGGAAAGGUCAUUGGUGCACAUGCAAGUCCCCCCGCCCAACCCCCUCGACUAUUAAAGUGCCUCUUUUCAAUACAUUCCAGGUAGCCGAGGCCUUUGGUGCCUUUUUAUAUUGAAUGACGGAGGACUUUUUCUUCUUUUCCCCCACAUUUGGUAGACGGGGGUGAACAGAUUUUUCUUUUUUUUUUUUUGGGGACACAAAGAAAGUAAAAUAGAAACUGUUGAAUGUAUUUUUCCAGCCAUGUUUGUUCACUACAGUCCUUUCUGUGAGUUUAUAUGAGAGCCUGUUUGUUUUUUUCCCCUCUUUUUUUUGUAAGUAUUGAUUGCAGUUAAGUCAAUAAACCCUGUAUUUUUUGGAAAAGUUAAAA